GUCCAAAAUAUUUGUUAUGUGUAUCGUAGAUGGUACCUUUAGAUAAGCUUGUCAUCUGAUUGGUGAUUAUCGCACAUGAGAUGUUUCAUGAUUCUAGUAUUAUACGGUUUCCUAGGGCACCAAGUUCAAUUGUGCAGCUGUGCUUCAUCUUGUAGAAUUCAUAGUACUGGAUUCUUGAAUCCAGGGAAAGCGGAUAUUCAAUACUAUGCCCCUAAAGCUAGACUAGCUAGGUGCCGUAUGUCUUCUGGAGAUGACGACAUACCUCCUUAUAACCUGGACCCUCGUAUAAUCGAGGCUCAGGUGUUGCAUUACGGUCCCGAGAUACCCGGUGAGCUUUGGCAGCGACCUUGUCGUCCACCUGGCUUUGUUGGUUACAAGGGGAUGUCAGCGGAAUUCAGGUACUGCAGGCCUGAUAGGGCUAUAAUGUCGCGUAUGAUGCGCAGGCGCUAUAAGCAUGUGCUUUACAAGCACGUGAGGGCGAAGUACAAGGAGUAUAUCCGCAAUGCGCGCAAUAACGGGGAGUUGAUAUAUUGGCAGGCCAAGUUGGACUCGCUGCCUCGUGACUCCUCGUUGACCAGAUACAAUCGCAUCUGUAUGCUGACAGGUCGUACCAGGGCUGUUAGCAGGCUAGUCGGGUUAACCCGGCACCAAUUCAGGAAGUUUGCCUAUAAGGGCUUGAUCCCUGGUAUUAAACGUGCUAAUUGGUGAUAA
Messenger RNA from Babesia bovis T2Bo, 711 nucleotides. RefSeq names its product Ribosomal protein S14p/S29e family protein. Gene Ontology annotation, molecular function: structural constituent of ribosome. Bases 76 to 708 code for a protein of 210 amino acids. Gene Ontology annotation, biological process: translation. The transcript has 4 exons. Gene Ontology annotation, cellular component: ribosome; small ribosomal subunit. Lineage: Eukaryota; Apicomplexa; Aconoidasida; Piroplasmida; Babesiidae. The record is from RefSeq and is a predicted model, not a curated record.